CUCCCGAUUCGGUUACGCGUGCGCCGACUUAAGCUGCGCCCCCCAAAAGCCCAUAUCCUGGCGGCAGGAUUAAGACAAAAGUGAAAAAGUGUCACACGAAAAUUGAAGUGCCAACAAGAAAGUGCUAAACGACGCGAGAAUUAAACUUACGAAAAAGGACCUCGACUCCUUUAACUGCUGAAAGAAAGUGCUAGCCCUUGGCCAUUUUGCACAGUUUUCUUUUUGGGCGGCGCUUUUCGGGGGAAACUGUUUCGGUGUCGGAUACUGAAGAUACUGAAGAACUCCCAAGGUUGCGGGCCCAAAAGCUGUUGUGACAUUUUUUUGGCAAAGCAGAAACGCAAUGGCGCCAAAGACGCCGCCAUUUUCACAGCUCGACAAAAUGGCGACAAGGACAUCCACAUCCACAUCCACAACCACAUCCACAUCCAGUUGGCUCUGCCGCCUGCUGCUAUUCGGCUUUUGCAUUGGCGCCGCCGCCGCCCGAGACAUUCGAUCGCCGAUGGACCAGACAGACGUGGCCUUCUACUGCCCUGGAGAGGGUCUGUUUGCGGACGACUACGAUUGCCGGAUUUAUUACCGCUGUGAGCGGCGUUUGGGGCAAUACAUCCAACCCUACCUCCUGGCCUGUCCAGAGGACGCGGUCUUCUCCCGCACCCUGCGCAUGUGUCUGCCACCAGCGAUGGCUGGGCGGGAUGAGUGCGUUGACCAGGCGAACGAGGUGAACGAGGUGAACGAGGUGGACGGCGGCAGCAUGGAGAAAUGGGAGCAGGACGACUACGGACAGGAUGACCAUAAUGCGAUGCUUAACCUGGCCGUCACACCUGCGGCCAAUGAGCUGCGAACAUAUGCGUCGACCCACCGUCUGCCCACAAAUUACGGUCUGGCUGGUCUUAAUGGUGUCUCUGUCAUAUCCUUCUCCAGCUCCUCAUCCCUGCGCGCCGUUGGAUCAGCGGAGGAGGAUGGCAUAAUAUGCCGGGAUGAUGGCUUCAUGACCGAUCCCAGCGACUGCACCGUGUUUUAUCGCUGCAUCUCGAACGGCCGAGGCUAUAACAAAAUCGGCUUCCGUUGCUCAGAUGGCACGGCGUGGGACGAGUCCCUUCAGUCCUGUAACCAUAUGUUUGACGUACGUGCCAACGGAGGAUGCCGCAAUCAAGCUGCUCCACAGAACGAUGGUUAUUAUGCCGGCCAAACGUCAACACAGUCGUCGCAGACGAGUUACCAGAACUCUACCGCCAGCAGUCAGCAGAGCUCGUCCACCAGUUCAUCGAACUCCUCUCAAAGCUCCAGUUCCACAUCCAGUACGACAUCCAAUUCCAGCUCAAGCCAAGAGUCCUCUACGUCCAGCAGCAGUCAUCAGUCGUCCAGCUCCACGUCCAGCAACAAUCAGGAAUCCAGUUCGGAGUCCAGCAAUAGCCAGGAGUCUAGUUCGGGAUCUAGCAACAAUCAGGAAUCUAGUUCGGGAUCUAGCAACAAUCAGGAAUCUAGCUCCACAUCCAGCAGCAAUCAAGGCUCAAGCUCUCAAAAUGCUGGCAGCAACCAAAACCAAAGCACCGGCAGCAGUCAAAGUUCCGGAAGUAGCCAAUCCUCAAACAGUAACAGUAACCAGAGCUCCAGCAACAAUCAGAACCAAAGCUCUCAAAAUUCUGGCAGCAACCAAAACUCGGGCAGCAACCAAAACUCGGGCAGCAACCAAAACUCGGGCAGCAACCAAUCCUCUAGCAACAAUCAAAACUCCAGCAACAAUCAGAGCUCUGGAAGCAACCAGUCCUCCAGUAACAAUCAGAGCUCCAACAACAAUCAAUCUUCCGGCUCCAACAGCAAUCAGAGUUCUUCAAGCAGCCAAAACACCAGUGGAUCCAAUAAGCCCGUGCCCACCGAGUGCGAGGAUGAAAACACUUAUAUCCCUGAUAAAGAAGACUGUGCUAAAUUCUACAGAUGCCGCCAAGAUAAGGACGGAAAAUUGGAGCAAGUGCCGUUCACCUGUGGUCCCGGUACCGUUUGGAACCAAGUGGAUAAGGUCUGCGAUCUACCCACCGAGGAUCAAAAGAAGAAAUGCAACAUUCAAUCGGGCUCGUCAACUGGUAAUAGCAACUCUGGACAGCAAUCUAGUGGAAGCUCCUCCAACAACCAGGGCUCUUCAAACAGUCAAUCCUCAGGCAACCAGAGCUCAUCUAACAAUCAAGGCUCGUCAAACAACCAAGGCUCCUCUAGCAAUCAAUCUUCCAGCAACCAGAGCUCAUCCAGCAAUCAAGGAACGUCUAGCAAUCAAGGCUCGUCAAGCAAUCAAGGGUCUUCCAAUAACCAAUCCUCAAGCAACCAGAGCUCAUCCAACAAUCAAGGCUCUUCUAGCAAUCAAGGCUCUUCUAGCAAUCAAUCUUCCAGCAACCAGAGCUCAUCUAACAAUCAAGGCUCUUCUAGCAAUCAAUCUUCCAGCAAUCAAGGCUCGUCCAGCAACCAAUCAUCCAAUCAAGAAAGCAGCCAAGGAUCAUCGAACAAUCAGUCCUCCAAUCAAGGCUCAUCUUCAUCGUCCACCUCCAGCAAUCAGAGCUCCUCAAGCACUAGCAAUAAUUCUACGAGCACUCAAAUAAAGCCAUCCAAUCCCGAUGGAGACUGCCAAGAUACGGAAACAUAUUUGCCUGAUAAGAAAGACUGUGCCCGAUUCUAUCGCUGCGUAGAGAAUGGCAGCGGUGGCUUCAAUAAAGUUCCAUUCGACUGCUCCCCUGGAACGGUCUGGGAUCCUGAUACGAAGGGAUGCAACCAUCCAACGGAUGUGCAAAAGGAGCAAUGCAAGGCUAUGGCCAAUGGUAGCGGAUCAUCAACCAACCAGGGAUCUUCUUCCAACCAGGGUUCCUCUUCCAACCAGGGAUCAUCUUCCAAUCAGGGUUCCUCUUCCAACCAGGGAUCAUCCUCCAACCAGGGGUCUUCUUCUAACCAGGGAUCAUCUUCCAACCAGGGAUCGUCCUCUAACCAAGGAUCAUCUUCCAACCAGGGAUCGUCAUCUAACCAAGGAUCAUCCUCAAGCCAGGGGUCUUCCUCCAACCAGGGAUCAUCAUCCAAUCAAGGUUCCUCUUCUAAUCAGGGAUCAUCUUCGAACCAAGGAUCCUCCUCCAACCAAGGAUCGUCCUCCAACCAAGGAUCGUCUUCCAACCAAGGAUCUUCUUCCAAUCAGGGAUCCUCUUCUAACCAGGGAUCAUCUUCCACUCAGGGAUCAUCUUCCAACCAAGGAUCAUCCUCUAAUCAGAGUUCCUCCUCUAACCAGGGAUCAUCAUCAAACCAGGGAUCUUCCUCUAACCAGGGAUCUUCUUCCAACCAGGGAUCAUCUUCCAAUCAGGGAUCAUCCUCAAAUCAAUCUUCUUCGUCCAACCAGUCAUCGUCGAAUCAAUCCUCUUCCAAUCAAUCGUCGUCGUCUAACCAGACUUCAUCAUCUACUACUGAGGGAGCUUCAUCAUCCACCACACAAAAACCCUUUAAGCCGGCAGAGAAAUGUGAGAGUGAGGAAACUUUCCUGGCUGACAACGAGAACUGCUCCAAGUUUUAUCGAUGCGUGGAUAAUGGUAAGGGCGGCUUUUCAAAAGUAUCAUUCACCUGCCCACCGAACACUCUAUGGGAUCCUGAGGCCAACAGCUGCAACCAUCCUGAUCAGAUCCAGACCAAGCCACUUAAAUGCAAGAAGGUGGUGAAUCAAGAUGGAAGUUCGUCUAACAGCACCAGCAGCUCCUCGACUAGCUCCUCUGCGAACCAAGGAUCAUCUUCCAACCAGGGAUCGUCAUCUAACCAAGGAUCAUCUUCCAGUUCAUCCUCCAGCAGUGGCUCCUCCUCCAAUACGGGUACGGGUUCAACCUCAAACAGUGGUGCCUCUUCCAACGGUGGCUCAUCGAAUCAAGGCUCCUCCUCCAAUAGUGGCUCCUCUUCUGGUUCAAACUCGUCUGGAAAUGGAUCCUCAUCUUCGUCAUCAUCAUCUUCAUCAUCAUCAAGCAAUAACAAUAAUCAAGGUUCAUCCUCAUCGUCCUCCAGUUCAUCCACCUCUAGCAGCAGCUCGUCUUCAUCCAAACCAAAUCCUUCAGAAACCUGCAAGGUUAAUGGACAAUUUAUUGGCGAUCGUACGAACUGUGCCAAGUUCUAUCGCUGCGUCGAUAAUGACAGAGGUGGCUUCAGUAUGGUACCCUUCAGCUGCGGUCCUGGCACUGUUUGGGAUGCCGAACUGCAGGCCUGCAACCAUGCGUGGGCAGUAAAGGAAUGCGGUGGUAUUGCUCCACCUACAACUUCCACUCCGACGACCUCCAGGCCCACAACCGCAAGCACUUCCAGACCUUCUGACCCAUCGUCUACAUCGGGACCUUCAGGUCCACCCACUACCUCACGUCCAGUGACUGUCAGACCAACCACAACCAAUUCUCCAUCUACAGCUUCACCCACUCAAACAACAUCUCCUGUUACUCAGUUACCCAAUACGGAUGGCAAAUGUAGGUCGGAGGGCUUUAUGGCUGACCCCAGUAACUGCUCCAAAUUCUACCGUUGCGUAAGGAACAACAAAGGCGGCUUUACCCCAAUUCCAUUCCAAUGUGGAUCUGGUACCGUUUGGGAUCAGGAUCUGCAGACUUGCAACCACAAUUUCAACAAUUGCAAUACUGGCACUGAAAGUACCACCUCAAAACCACCUUGUGAGCCAGCAACAAAUGGAACAUCGACCACGUCCUCGACCUCCAAACCUCUGCCCACCACGACUGAUUUACCACCCACUUCAACAACUCCGACUACAACAACCGAAAUACCACCUACUACAACAACUAGGUUGCCUCCUACUACAACAACUGGCUUAUCUCCGACAACAACAACUGGGUUACCACCGACUACAACUAGCUUACCUCCCACUACAACUGACUUACCUCCGACUACAACAACCGGACUACCCCCAACUACGACCACAGGAGCUCCAACCCCUACAACAACAAUCAUUCCGGAACCUCAAACGUCAACCGUAACUUCAAGCCCGGAAAUCACCACGCAACCACCGUCUACAACCACUAUGAAACCUCUGCCAGCGGGCACGGAAUGCACAGGUGAGGGUUACAUGGCCGAUCCCGAAGAUUGCAGGAAAUACUACCGAUGCAUCAGUGCUGGAACCUCCUACAGAAAGUACAAUUUCACGUGUCCCAAGGGUACGGGGUGGAACGAAGAAGUUCAGACCUGUGACUACAUGGAGAAUAUACCGAGGUGCUCGAAGUUACCCGCUGAACCAAUAACUACAACACCAAGUGAAGAGGCCAAGGAUCCUGGAAGCACCACUCCACAGUCAACGGAUGAGCCCACCACAGUGACGAAACCCAUUACAAAACCCACUGAAGAACCUUCAACAGAAAUGCCGGCGAAGCCGACGACUGAAUAUCCGGAAAAGCCAACUACCACUCCAGAGAAGCCGCAGAAACCCACUACAACCGAGUAUCCUCAAAAGCCAACCACCACAGAAAAACCUGCUCCAGAGAAGCCCCAGAAACCCACUACAACCGAAUAUCCUCAAAAGCCGACCACUCAAGAACCCACCACCACAAGUAUUCCGGGCUACAAUCCAACAACCACGUCCGUUCCGGGCUAUAACCCAACAACCACACCUGUUCCGGUAGAAACUACAACCGCUACUCCGGGCUAUAAGCCAACUACCACCAGCGAACCUAUUACCACGACCACAUUACCUCCUACAACCACCGACGCCACUCAAGAGCCCACAACCUCAGCAAAACCUAAACCCACUACAACCACGGAGGGUCCAGAAUCCACCACAUCUGAAGGUUCAGUAACCACUCUUCAGCCGGAACCACAGCAUAACUAUAACUGCUCAUCGGAGGGAUUCUUCCCAGAUCCCGAGGACUGCAGUCGCUAUUACCGUUGUGUAGAUGCGUCCAAAAACGGCAAGUAUCAGGUUUAUGCCUUCAAGUGCGGUAAGGGAACUGUUUGGGACACGUCCACCGAAACCUGCAACUACGCCGAUCAGGUGUCUGGCAAUUGCUCAUCUGGACAAACGACCACGCCAGGAACUACUACGGAGCCUGGUACGACGGAGAGUACAACCAGCUCUGGGAAGCCAGAAACCACUUCGAGGGCCCCAGAAACAACCACAACGGGAGCUCCUGAAACCACCACCACAUCAUCUCCUGAGACCACCACCACAUCUUCUCCUGAAACCACCACCACAUCAUCUCCUGAUACCACCACCACAUCUUCUCCUGAAACCACCACCACAGUGGGCCCCGAAAUCACUACUUCUGGCGCAACCACCACCACUGCAACACCUGAAACCACUACUACAUCACCCAAGCCAGAAACCACGACCAUAUCUGGGGAAGAACCCACAACGACGCAGUCCCCUACCACCACAGAGAAUCCUACUCCCGGUACCAACACCUCCGCUCCUUGCCCCGAAACCGGUCCAGGACAGAAUGUGUACGUCUGCCCCACUGGAUUCCGUCGGCAUCCGGAGAAGUGCGGCAUGUUCUACCAGUGCAGUGAAAGUGCCGAUAGUAACGACCUCAACAUCGUAGUGUUCCAAUGCCCCAAUGGAACCGUCUACCAAGACAAGUCCUGCAGCUGUGGCAAACCACCGGCGGGUGACAAGUGCUCCAAGGAUAUGAAGAGGACCACCAACUUGUUUGACGAGGAAACGAGACUUCAGAAUGUGGUACAAAUCAGCACGACGGAUCCCCUCUGCCCGGAUGAGGGUCACUUUGCGCUGAACAACGACCAGUGCGGCCAGCUGUUCGUCAAGUGCGGAUUCUCGGAGCUGACGGGUCGCAUCGAGGGACAGAUCAACCGCUGUCCACAAGGAUUUGCCUACUGGAACGUGAGUCGGCGAUGUGAGCCCGCCCGCAAGCUGCCCAACUGCACCCCCACCACCUACAAUGUGGGCGGAAACGUGCCGCUGGAGUGGCUGAACAUUGGCCAUAGACGCCGCAGCAUGCGCAUUUAAUUAGAUUUA
Molecule: messenger RNA, 6970 nt
Organism: Drosophila yakuba
Lineage: Eukaryota; Metazoa; Arthropoda; Insecta; Diptera; Drosophilidae
Gene: Mur89F
Product: serine-rich adhesin for platelets
Exons: 6
Coding region: 341-6961 (2206 amino acids)
Cellular component (GO): extracellular region
Molecular function (GO): chitin binding
Source: RefSeq, a predicted model, not a curated record